AAGGGGCUCUGGAGCGCCCGUACCCUGAAGCCGUGUGUACGGGCUGUAACGGUAUAGCUGUGUCGGUCGGGACGCACGUAUAGCAAGGUGCAUUUGAGUCGCCGUUCGAGAACGGAAACAGCCAACUGCCCCGCCUUUACCUUGGAGAGGAAUUCCGGCGGCUACAAGCGCAAAACAUAUAUAAGCAACUGCUAACAAUGAGGCCCGGAGUUGGGUGAACAGUAGCACCGCUUCGAGCACCGUAAAGACUUCAGUUUCCCCGGUCGUAUACCAACUUCAUAACCGCCUCUGUGCAUUCUUGUUAUGUCACGUGACUCAAACCUACCAAUCGGGUACGUGGCUUGCAGGAUACCGGAAGCGCAGUCGUCUGCUCUACGCAGGUACCGAAGUAAUGGGUCGAGGCUUAUUAAUUUCGGACUGACAAGGCCGCGGGAAUAGCUGGAACGCAAACAGCGGUGGAAACAGUGAAACCAGCAAAAGCCUUUUCUCUGGAUCGCCUCGAGUGUAUCGGGAGCCCUGCAAGAGGUCAUGGGACAUUUACGGCCGCUCGGGCGAUUCCUGUUUCGCUUGGUAGCUGCAGGACUGAUUCUGCUGGUAUCGGCGGAGGAGCCGGACUUCAUGAAUCAAGUGAUGCCCGUGAUAUGCGCGGCUACCCAGAACUUGACAAGGCGGAUCUGGUAUUUGGCUUGCGUGGAAUACCUCAUGGAGUACGGGCUGGAAAACGACGCCAACUACUGCUUCAGCAGCGUGAACACGCACACCUGGGAGGAAGCGUUCGGAUUCUUCUGCGGGGACAAAGAGGAGGACAAGCACCAUUUCCUGAUGCAGUGCUUCUCGGACCGCAUCAACGAGAACGUCAUGUACGACGCCAGGGACGUGGACAAGAUGCUCCGGAACUGCAAGUACAGGAUCCCGCCGGACUGAUCCUUCUGCUCGACCGCUGCGUCGAACGAGGCACACGAGCGUGACGUCACUGUGUUGAAGAGCCAAAGAGCGAUGGCCAUUUCGCGCGACGAGAGACGGUUGUCGUCACGAGUUGGCUCGCAUCCGAUAUAAUCAGCUUGUUUCACUUGUCAAAUUAAUUUUUUUUAAAGGAGGUAAGGGGGGAGGAAAACGUCGAAAUGUCUGUUAGGUGUUUCCGUACAUGGCUGUAUCACGCAGUAUAUCCUGCAUCAAAAACGGAAGCUGCCCUCAUUCACGUGCAAAGUAUAGUGAGCGCUGUUAACAACGAAAUCGUAUCCUGCCGGCGACCCGAAUACUGCAGGCUCAAACGCAAAUUCGCGGACGCCAUGCUGCCGAUCUGCAAGUGAGUGUUCAAGCAAGGGAGAUGUGAGGAGGCGGAGAGGAGGUCGACAAUCGCACCUGUAGUGAUAUUUCAGCACCGUCGAGCUUCCAUGGAAGGUGUGAUAAAUGGCACACGUAUAGAGACAGCGUACUUAUAUAUGACGUCAGUACCUUUCUUUUUUAAAUCUGAUGCAUCCCGCCAGCUCAGCCAAGAAGUUAUAGAAAACUGUGACGUGGGCAUGUCCGUGUGCAUUCAUUUUGAGGAAAACGCAGCUAUACGGGAGCGUUUGAUUUCUUCCGGAACUGCAGCACAGUUUGCGCACGAGUUCGGUGGUGGCUUACAUAUUUCACUCCGGGCUUUCGCAGUGGUAGUUCCAAAAGCAUUUGGCAUCGUGCUUCGUUCCAGGUUUUUGUGCCCGUAUUCCCAAGUGCUCGCGUGCGCGCGUAAUAAAACGUGUUUCUAUCUUAAUAAAAUUUAGAGUUGCGAUUUC
This is a messenger RNA of Dermacentor albipictus, 1775 nucleotides long. RefSeq lists its product as uncharacterized. NCBI's taxonomy places the organism in Eukaryota, Metazoa, Arthropoda, Arachnida, Ixodida, Ixodidae. The record is from RefSeq and is a predicted model, not a curated record.